AACGGCUUCAACGGCUUCCCGUCCUUCUUCUUUCGUGGCUGCAAUUCCUUUUCUGUUGGACUGACCAAUAACAACGCGUGCCAGUGGAUGAACUAAAGUGAUUAAAUAUCAUCGAUUGUGUUUAUUAAGUUCAUUAGGCACAGACAUCAUUGGUGCAGUUGGCCGUCGAAAUAGUCGCCGUCAACGUCAUUAUCUUGAAUCGAACUAAAAUACAGCUGAGACAACCCUUUAUGACAUUACGAUUGAAAAUGGCCGUUCAUAAUAUCAUGAUAAUUUUGUUGUCGCUAUUUGUUGUCUCUAAGGCGAUAAAUAUCUGUCCAACUCGAACGGUAACAUUGUCUUCCGGACAAGUCACGUCACCCAAGUAUCCCAGAAGGUACCCACCAAAUACAGAUUGUAGAUUAACAAUUAAGGCGCCAUCGAGGACAAAUUUCACCAUCACCUUUUCAAAAAUGGACAUCGAAGGCGACGAGGAUGAUUUGUCUUCAUCUUGUUUUGACUGGUUGACAAUUUAUGGUGUUACGAAAAAAACGUUUUGUAGCACGAAGACUCCUGCUUCAUAUACAUCCCCCUGGAAAGUUCUUGUCCUGCACAUGAAAUCGGAUGGCAGUGUUUCAAAGACUGGAUUUGACCUUUCUUUUUCUACUGUAGCAGAUCAAAAUCCUACUCCAACAGCCUCCGUGUGCCCAACGAGAACUAUUACCCCAAGUAAUUUUGGUUAUAUCUCAACUACUGACUACCCCAUGCCGUACAGCAACAAUCUAAACUGUAAACUCACUUUGGACGUUCCGUCAAACAAGGAAUUCAGCAUGACUUUCUUGAAUCGCGAUAUUGAAUACUCUUCUGGUUGCAGCAAAGACAAGCUCGCUUACUCUGAUACCAGGUCAACUUUUUCUGUUUGUGGAACAUCUUCGGAUGCAGAUCAAAGAAAUUUUACAGACGGUGAUGUCUCGUUUCAUCUUACCACUGACGCCAGCACAACUGCAGCGGGCUUCCUUAUUUCAUACAAACUUAUUGAUAAACCUGUGUCAAAGUGCAGUUGCCCAAGUGGAAGCUCAUAUAUCAAACGUCCCAUUACGAAAAACAACGUCAUCAAGCGAAUUUCCGAUGACAUCAGCCUGGAAUUCAAAACGACGAGUGCCAACGGACUGUUCUUGUUUGCCAAGGGUGGGCUCCGGGACUUCAUUCUUUUGAAACUACAAAACGGAAUCGUUAUUUUCGAAAUCGAUCUUGGAACAGGCAAUCUUACGGUGACAGUUCCGUCAGUAAGUCUUAAUGACAACAAUUGGCAUAAAGUGGUCGUUUCCAGGCAAAGAAAGAAUGUCCAAGUCACUGUGAAUGAUCUGUUUUCAGUGAGGGCGAGUACCCCAGGAACUUUUAACUCGCUUGAUAUUAAGCCUUUCAACGGGCAAGAUGCUGCCAUGUACGUCCUCGGAGGACCCUCGGGUAUCCGUUACAAUACCAACUUCAAUGGUUGCAUUCGUAACUUCGUCAUCGAUGGCAUGAAACCUGUAGAAGCGUAUUUAUCAAACGACCCCCAGUACACAAUGUAUGGCACUACAACAUUGGGUGAUUGUUAGAAGUUACCAUCAACUGCAUGUUUGAUCUUUCUUAUUCAUAUUUUUGUAUUUUUUGUCAUAUGGACCAGGUGGUGUUGUAAAAUGUUAACUGUCCAUAUAUUUAGCUCUGUAAAGAUCAGAAAACACUUAUGUAUAAACACUGGUAAAAUUAAUAACUUGUUAUUUGAACUAUGAACGUGAAUAAAAUUUUUUAGUCUUAUUAA
Messenger RNA from Xenia sp. Carnegie-2017, 1783 nucleotides. Its product is annotated as mannan-binding lectin serine protease 1-like. The transcript has 9 exons. The record is from RefSeq and is a predicted model, not a curated record. The coding region runs from base 231 to 1580 and encodes 449 amino acids. Lineage: Eukaryota; Metazoa; Cnidaria; Anthozoa; Malacalcyonacea; Xeniidae.